UAAAAUAAGUAUUAAAACCCAGAAAUAAUAAUUCGUUUGGUAAUUUGACGACAUUUAUUGGUGCUUCGAGAUGUAUUUAACUUCAGUACUACGGAAAUAUAGUUAAAAAAUUGCAUGGAAGUAAAAUCUUAAAACAUUUAGCAAAAAAUUCAACAAAUUAUAACUGUCAAAAAUGGCCAGAAAACGAACAUUCAAGGACUUGAAAAAUUUAGGAAAAAUACUAGUGGAAGCCCCCAAUAAAGUCCUAAAAGAUUUACACAUUAUUUUAUUUGGAUUUACAAUCAGAGGAAAUUUCGUAAAACGGAACAUCCGUAAUUUUAUAACCUUAAAAUUUAAAGAAGGAGACGAGAGCUAUGAAAAACGUGCCAGAACCGUCAAAUCAAUGGUGCAGGAUGUUAAUAUCGAUUGCAUCGAAAGUAGCAAAUCAGACUCGUAUUACGACAAGAAGAUCAAUCCAUUUUAUGCAGAAGGAGCAAAAGCGUAUAGCUCUAGAGAAUGCAAUAAAAAAAUUCAAAAAACCGUCGCAGUAGAAAACAGGCAAAAUUUCAUGAAAAUGGAGAAAAGAGAACAGGACAUAUUUCUUUUGAAUUUUUUGCGAUUAUAUCUCCAAUCUAAGGGCUUCAACGAGUACGAAAAAUAAACAGCGAAAGAAAGAAGUAGACGCAAAAGUGAAGAAGGAAACCGUCAAACAUUGCAAUAUGUCGUGAGAUGUAUUUUUUUCUCCACGAUAUAUCAGGAACAAGACAUCAAAAAAUAUUAUCACGCAUUUUAAUGAAAAUAACAUUGUUCUACGAGAUCAUAAAUUACUAAACAAAUCUUCUUCGAGAAGAAAGGAUUUAACUGCGAUUACAUAGAAAAUAUUGUAAGAUUUAUUAACGCGUAUGGAGAAAAAGUGGCUGUCCCACUUACUGAGCGUUUGCCACAAUUUCGCGAUUACAAAGUAAUGAAACUACUAUCGUCGGAAAUAAAGUGCUCGCUGUACCUUUGGUUCAAAAAUUCCGUGUCGGUAGAACCAAGUGAAAAAAUAGAGGAGAGUACUUUUAGAUAAAUUUAUAAAAUGCACUGCCCUUAUAUUACCACGAUAAAGCCGGCAGAUGAUUUGUGCGGUACUUGUCGGCAAAAUCAUCAAGCUAUAGUACAGUCAACGAACGUGUGUGAUGAGGCAAAGGAAAUCGCGAUCAAUACUGCCGCUGAGUAUUUCAAUAACGCUAAACUCCAACGCGAUUAUCAUAAGACAUGUAGAGAAAAAGCUAAAUCAGCAAUUUCGUCAGAAGCACUUGUCCUCUCAUUCGACUAUGCUCAAAAUGUGUCUUAACCCAGUAGUCCUCAACAAGUUGGCUCUUCGUAUUGUAAAGCUUUGCGAAAAUGUGGUAUAUUCGGGGUGCAAAGUGAAGCAAGUGAUAUCCAAACAAAUUUCAUUGUCGAUAAGGAAGACAAUACCGGGAAAGGAGCUAAUUCAGUGCUUAGUAUGCUAGAACUUUUUCUUAAAAAAUAUCCAGCGAACAGAAAUUUUGGUAUACUGAAAUCAAAAUAUGCCAAGACUAACGUAGAUUGCGUAUGUUAUUUGGAGUCCAUAGGAUGUUUAUUUUGCUACUAUUUUUUAAAGCGGUUCCGGGUAUUACAAAAUACCAUCAUUUUGAAAUCGAAGUAAGUAGUCGUAUAAUAGCGAAAUUAUUUGCGAAUUCAACAUCUGAGUGAUUUACGAACGAGAGAGCUUGGUAUUUAUAUGAACAAAUCCGGCCUCUUUAUUGCAAAGAAUCGAGCAAAGAUCUUGUAGCCCCGAAACCAAAUUUUCCAAAAUAAAAAAAGUGAACUCUCGCCGAAAAAAUGAAACUUAUUUAUGUUAUAAAACGAGACUGGUUUCAUUAUGCAAGUGAAUUUUAU
Molecule: messenger RNA, 1884 nt
Organism: Belonocnema kinseyi
Lineage: Eukaryota; Metazoa; Arthropoda; Insecta; Hymenoptera; Cynipidae
Exons: 3
Coding region: 173-640 (155 amino acids)
Source: RefSeq, a predicted model, not a curated record